AUGAUAAUCCUCAUGAAGACGUCUGACAAAUUGAAAAAAAUGGAUAACUUACGACCUCCUAAAGGUACAUUGGAUUUAGGUCCACAGGAAUCAAUCAUUAAAAACAAAAUAAUUGACAUGUGUUUGAAAUACACAAUGGAUUGCCAAUCGAAACCCCAACAUUUGAACUACGGUGUAAUCUGCAGGAUAAGAAGUAUCAAAUCGGCAAUGUAUAUCGACGAGAUAAUCCAUCCAAAGGCCGACUACGAGAAUUCUCACAAGCUGAUUUCGACAUCAGUGGAGAUAAUCUGA
Medioppia subpectinata is the source of this 291-nucleotide messenger RNA. NCBI's taxonomy places the organism in Eukaryota, Metazoa, Arthropoda, Arachnida, Sarcoptiformes, Oppiidae. The record is from the annotation of a GenBank genome assembly.